AGUGCAGAGUCCUGCAUCUGGGAAGGAACAACCCCAUGCACCAGUACAGGCUGGGGGUCGAACAGCUGAAGAGCAGCUCUGCAGAGAGACCUGGGAGUCCUGAUUGAUAAUAAGCUAAAUAUGAGCCAGCAAUGUGCCCUCGUGGCCAAGAAGGCCAAUGGCAUCCUGGGAUGCAUCAAGAAGAGUGUGGCCAGCAGGUCAAGGGAGGUUCUUCUUCCUCUCUACUCUACCCUGACAAUCCAAUGGCAGACCAAAGGAUGGACAUAUCUUCUACCAUUAGUGACUUUAUGUCACCAGAUCCUGCUGACUUGAUCUCCAGUUCCCUUAGCACUUCAGGAAUGGAUUGUAACAGGAAAAGAAAGGGAAGCUCUACUGAUUAUCAGAAAAUUGCUGUCCAACCUAUUGCUGUCACUUCAACAAAGGUUGGCUGUUCUGCACUAUGGGAAGGUAUGGAUACAGAUAAAGAUGACCAACAUGGAAGACUGGAGUAUGCAGACCAACAAGGCAGAAUAAAAAAUGCAAGGGAGGCUCACAGUCAAAUUGAAAAAAGACGUAGAGAUAAAAUGAACAGUUUUAUAGAUGAACUGGCGUCUUUGGUACCAACGUGCAACGCCAUGUCUCGGAAGUUAGAUAAACUCACGGUGCUGAGAAUGGCUGUCCAGCAUAUGAAAACGUUACGAGGUGCUACAAACCCAUAUACAGAAGCAAACUACAAGCCUGCUUUUCUAUCAGAUGAUGAAUUAAAACAUCUUAUUCUCAGGGCAGCAGAUGGAUUUCUUUUUGUUGUAGGCUGUGACAGAGGGAAGAUACUGUUUGUUUCAGAAUCUGUCUUCAAGAUCCUCAACUACAGUCAGAAUGACUUGAUUGGUCAAAGUUUAUUUGAUUACCUUCAUCCUAAAGAUAUUGCCAAAGUGAAGGAGCAGCUCUCUUCUUCUGACACUGCGCCACGAGAAAGGCUUAUAGAUGCAAAAACUGGACUCCCAGUUAAAACUGAUAUAACACCGGGGCCAUCACGACUGUGUUCUGGAGCAAGACGGUCCUUCUUUUGUAGGAUGAAGUGCAAUAGACCUUCAGUGAAAGUAGAAGACAAGGAUUUUCCUUCAACCUGUUCAAAGAAGAAAGCAGACCGCAAAAGCUUUUGCACUAUUCAUAGUACAGGCUAUUUGAAAAGCUGGCCCCCAACAAAGAUGGGACUGGAUGAAGAUAACGAACCAGAUAACGAGGGCUGUAACUUAAGCUGUCUGGUUGCGAUCGGGCGGCUGCAUCCUCACGUGGUGCCCCAGCCAGCCAACGGCGAGAUCAGGGUGAAGCCUACAGAGUACGUUUCUCGGCAUGCAAUAGAUGGGAAAUUUGUUUUUGUAGAUCAGAGGGCAACAGCCAUCCUGGCAUACUUACCCCAGGAACUUCUAGGUACUUCGUGUUAUGAAUAUUUUCAUCAAGAUGAUAUAGGACACCUUGCAGAAUGCCAUAGACAAGUUUUGCAGACAAGAGAAAAAAUUACAACUAACUGCUACAAGUUCAAAAUAAAAGAUGGCUCUUUUAUUACAUUGCGGAGUCGCUGGUUCAGUUUCAUGAACCCUUGGACCAAAGAGGUAGAAUACAUUGUCUCAACAAAUACAGUCGUUUCCACCAACGUACUGGAUAGUGGGGACGUGGCCUUCCCACAGCUCGCGGCUUCUCCACACAGCAUGGACAGUGUGCUUCAGGCAGGAGAAGGUGGCCCCAAAAGAACCCAUCCUACUGUGCCUGGCAUUCCAGGUGGGACGAGAGCUGGGGCAGGUAAAAUAGGGAGGAUGAUUGCCGAAGAAAUCAUGGAGAUUCACAGGAUAAGAGGGUCAUCACCUUCUAGCUGUGGUUCAAGUCCACUGAACAUUACCAGCACACCGCCACCUGACACGUCCUCUCCUGGAGGCAAGAAGAUCUUGAAUGGUGGCACUCCAGACAUUUCUUCAGCUGGGUUACUGUCUGGGCAAAUCCAAGAUAACUCUGGUUACCCAUAUUCUGACAACUCCUCCAUUCUUGGGGAGAACUCCCACAUAGGCAUCGACAUGAUCGACAACGAGCAGGGCUCCAGCAGCCCCAGCAACGACGAGGCCGCCAUGGCCGUCAUCAUGAGCCUUCUGGAAGCAGACGCGGGGCUGGGCGGCCCCGUGGACUUCAGCGACUUGCCGUGGCCCUUGUAAGUGAUGCAGCUGGCUUCAUACUAUCAAAGUGCAUUUACUGGUGGAGUUCUACAGUCUGUGAAACUUGUUGGACUGAGAAGCUUUUAUGUAUGGAUUUCAUAAAAGCUGUAUGGGAAUGCAACUCAUUCUCCCACGUGUAAGUUCAGACACAGUGGAAUAACCCGCUCCAGUGUUGUGUGGUGAUUGGUUAGCUGUGGAUAGCUUGCAAUACUUGUAUAUUUUGGAUUCUGUUGUUUGAAAUGUUUUUUUUUUUAAAUCACUGUGCAACUCACUGGCAUCAGUGGUAGCUUUUAUAUGCAAAUGACCAUUUCAGAUGUAUGGUGUGUUUUUACACUGCAAAACGGUCCCCAUGUGGAUAUUUCUUAUACUAAUUGUACCAUAAAGCUGUUUAUUCUUUCUUGUAAGAAUCCUUUACUAUAAAUAUUGUUAAAGUGUAAUGUAUUAGACAGUUAAAUAUUUUUAAAAUAAAUGUUUCCCUUGUUCUAAGAUGAAGCAUUUACUUUGAUAAACAAAUUUGAUAACAGCCUGCAGAAGGUGCAUGCUGGAAGCAGCUCCUACUGUUUCUUCAGCCUGGGGGGAAAAGGGAGGAAAUACAAUGCCUUGCCUCCAUUUAUGAGAUUUCUGUCAGUGAAGUUCACUGCCAGAGGAGCUUAACUUUACUUUCUCCUGAAUCAUAUCCCCAGAAACACACAGCAGGAAGGUAGGUUAAGAUGGCCUGACAGUACCAGCUUUCUCUUUGAAAAAAUACCCGUGUGGUGUUUUUUCACUUAACUACUCCCUGUCCUUCCCUGAAGAAAGAAAAGCAACCACUUCCAAAAAGCAGCUCUCUACUUCAUCUCAUUCACAGGUAAUUCAAACCCCUUAAAAUAAUGGAAAGUUUAUUUGCAUGAAAAACUUGUUUACAAUCAUUAAUAA
Molecule: messenger RNA, 3098 nt
Organism: Colius striatus (speckled mousebird)
Lineage: Eukaryota; Metazoa; Chordata; Aves; Coliiformes; Coliidae
Gene: BMAL1
Product: basic helix-loop-helix ARNT like 1
Exons: 18
Coding region: 132-2183 (683 amino acids)
Biological process (GO): circadian rhythm; regulation of transcription by RNA polymerase II
Cellular component (GO): nucleus; cytoplasm; transcription regulator complex
Molecular function (GO): DNA-binding transcription factor activity, RNA polymerase II-specific; protein dimerization activity; RNA polymerase II cis-regulatory region sequence-specific DNA binding
Source: RefSeq, a predicted model, not a curated record